Molecule: messenger RNA, 519 nt
Organism: Candida albicans SC5314
Lineage: Eukaryota; Fungi; Ascomycota; Pichiomycetes; Serinales; Debaryomycetaceae
Exons: 1
Coding region: 1-519 (172 amino acids)
Biological process (GO): chromatin remodeling
Cellular component (GO): Ino80 complex
Source: RefSeq, a predicted model, not a curated record
AUGGCACCACCAAAGAGAUUCUGGGCUAGAUUGAAGCUAUCUCCAAAAUUUUUGGGGACUUUACCUGAGUUCCCAGCGUAUAUCUCAAAAUCACGUCUAAAGAAGUUAGCACAAGAGGAAAGAAGAUCUGGUACUACUUCAAUGACUACACUGCAGAGGUCCUCACCUGCACCCGAAGGAGGAGCAUCUGCCACUGGUCCAACUAUCAGUAAUUACAAAGUGAAUGUGGGAUUGAAGGAAGGUUCAACAUCCGGUUUGACAAUCAACAGCAUAACGAGCGGACAAUAUUCUUUAGACAAAUCAGGUAAACCAGCUAAACGAUGGGUUAAAAAACCAAGGCUGUUUAAGACUUUCACUGGAUUCAAAGUAACAUGUGUGUCGUUCAAACCUGAACAUGGUCCAGAAACGAAGGAAACUCAGAAAACCGAGGAAAAAGAGGUGAUACUGAAUACCAGUACAAAUGGCACCACAACGCCAGGUAACACGCCAGCAGUAUCACUAGCACCGAACAACGAAUAA